AUGUCUAGAACACCGAAAGCCCAGCCUGUCAUAGCACGAUGCCCUGUUGCACAUCCGAGCAGGACACCUCAAGAUCUUGAGCGAGAUUUUACAACGCCAGGUGUUCAAGGAACCCUGGGGUGCCCUUUUGCGAAGAUGGCGAACGGAAUGGCAUCGUCUGUGCAGAAUGACCCUAUAGCUGCCGAGUUUCACCAGGACAAAGCCUCCACACUAUCCCCUCCAGUAGACCAACGCCCUGGCCAAUGCCCCAUCCGUUUCCUCGAGCAACAUUCCCCUGAAGAGGUUGCCAAAUAUUUCGAGAACCACAAACACGAGAUUCCCCGAAGCCAUGAAAUAUGUGUGCGGCGAUACGGAGGCAAUGAGAGCAGCGCCCGCCAGCUGGACGCCAAAUAUGGCAAUCUGGUGAACAUGAUCCAAGGUUUGGGGGUCAAGCAUAAAGCAUACCUACCAGAAAGAGAUAGGAUCGAAGAACGUGAUAAAGGCUCGACCCGCGGCGUCGAGAAGUGGGCGGAGAACAUCAGCCAGGAUGCUACGCCUCCAGUCCAAGAGAGCGCUGCACCGGACAAAGGCGCAAGACAAUCACAUUUUGAGAGACCCCUGCGGGAGGUUCGAGUAGGAGAGUCUCCCACUCGACCGUGGGGAAUCUCAGUUCCCGCUGAUAGAGAGCCGACGCCGAGCGCUCUGCAGGAAGAAGACGAGGCUGCGCAUCUGAAACUACCGUCCGCUACUUCACGACCGACUCCGGCCGCAACGCCUAAUACGGGCCCUACGGAGAAGGGUCAGAAACCACAGCAGCAGGAAAGCCGACCCAGAGAUUCUCCCGAAACGACUGACCACCGCACACAGGUUAUCUUCAAUGGCCCGGUGUUCUUCGGGUACUCGGCGGAGGAAGUGGCCUCGUUGCUUCAGAAACUGGACCUGGCAAACACCACCAGAUGA
Molecule: messenger RNA, 939 nt
Organism: Cladophialophora yegresii CBS 114405
Lineage: Eukaryota; Fungi; Ascomycota; Eurotiomycetes; Chaetothyriales; Herpotrichiellaceae
Exons: 1
Coding region: 1-939 (312 amino acids)
Source: RefSeq, a predicted model, not a curated record